AUGUCUAGGUCAAAAGGAGGCGUUACUACUUUAGCGCCCGACUCGAACUCUGAUAUCAUACCAGCAGCAGUAAUAGAACUGCUCUACACUGUCAUAGCCAUAGCAGCCCACGGUAUGGCCUCAUUUCUGGGUCUUGGCGCUAACUGCAUCAACCUCAUUGUGCUGUCAAAGCUCGGCUUGCAGAACGGAAACAGCGUUGGGGUCUUCGCCCUGUCCGUCACUGAUUUCAUCGUGACACUGACCCAGUUAGCCACAAGUCUUUGCUAUCUACUGGAUAAAAUGUAUCCAGACCAUCCAUCGAAUUUGCGAGUGUUGGGAAAUUUCGAGCUCGGCUGGAUUCGCUACACUUGUUUUUUUAUAUCCGGCUGGAUAACGGCUCUUCUCUCCGUGGAAAGAUGCUGUUGCGUUUUACUCCCUUUCAAAGUCAAGCAACUGUUCAGUAGGUCUCGAGUUGUGACGGCUGUCCUCGUGGUGUAUACAGUGUAUAUAGGGUUUACUCUGCCUCUUUACGCUUCUCAGAACUUGAGUUGGUCGCCCAUCAAUUUUACAGACAAUAAGAACGUGACAAAGGAACGUCUCUUUCUAGUUUUCAAAUACACCGAAGAGUUUUUGGUGCUACAGAAGUAUCUGAUGAGCGUAUUUGUCGUGGCGCUGUUCUUUAUGUGCCAGGUUCUUCUCUUGUCCUGCACGGCUGUCAUGAUUCACGUCUUACAUGCCUCCUCAAAAUUCCGACAUGCCAUCAAGAAGGAAAGCCAUCCUUCGGUUCCACAGUACUCACUCAGCACCCGAGAGCGGAGGCUGGUGCGGGUGAUUCUCUGCCUGGCUCUGAUCUUCACGAUCUGCAACCUGCCCAGGUUCGCCGACCACGCUCUGAGGUACGCCAUCACCGGUAUGGAAUUCGGAAUGUUCGUGAAUUUGUCAAGCCUGUUAUGGUCCGUUUCUGACUUCUGCGGUACCAUUAAUUGCUCCACAAGUUUUCUUGUUUACUGGACUCUGAAUACGAACUUUAGAAAGAGUUGUCUAGAAAUGUUUACACUGAUAGAGAUUUAUAAGCAUUAA
Messenger RNA from Biomphalaria glabrata, 1059 nucleotides. RefSeq lists its product as uncharacterized. The transcript has a single exon. Gene Ontology annotation, biological process: G protein-coupled receptor signaling pathway. Gene Ontology annotation, cellular component: membrane. Bases 1 to 1059 code for a protein of 352 amino acids. Lineage: Eukaryota; Metazoa; Mollusca; Gastropoda; Planorbidae. Gene Ontology annotation, molecular function: G protein-coupled receptor activity. The record is from RefSeq and is a predicted model, not a curated record.